Fusarium pseudograminearum CS3096 is the source of this 1023-nucleotide messenger RNA. RefSeq lists its product as uncharacterized. Gene Ontology annotation, molecular function: metallopeptidase activity; deNEDDylase activity; protein binding. The coding region runs from base 1 to 1023 and encodes 340 amino acids. Gene Ontology annotation, cellular component: COP9 signalosome; cytoplasm. NCBI's taxonomy places the organism in Eukaryota, Fungi, Ascomycota, Sordariomycetes, Hypocreales, Nectriaceae. Gene Ontology annotation, biological process: protein deneddylation. The transcript has 2 exons. The record is from RefSeq and is a predicted model, not a curated record.
AUGGAGGCAUCAGCUCUCAAAGCCUGGGAGUUGGACAAUAAUGUCCAGUUAGUUGACCCCAAACGCGACGCUCUCUACAACUUCGAUGCAGACGCUCAAAAGGCCAUCAACAAGGAACAACCGUGGAAGCAAGACCCCAGCCACUUCAAACAUGUACGAAUAAGCGCCACCGCCCUUAUAAAAAUGACCAUGCACGCCCGCUCUGGUGGCAAUCUCGAGGUCAUGGGUUUGAUGCAAGGCUACACUCAAGGCGAUACAUUCAUCGUCACCGACGCAUUCCGACUUCCCGUCGAGGGAACAGAGACUCGAGUCAACGCCCAGGACGAAGCGAACGAAUACAUCGUCGAAUAUCUCGACCUAUGCCGAGCCCAAGGACGCCAGGAGAACGUCGUGGGCUGGUACCACAGUCACCCAGGCUACGGAUGCUGGCUGAGCGGCAUCGACGUGGACACUGAAGCUAUGCAGCAGCAGUUCCAGGAUCCAUUCCUUGCUGUCGUGAUCGACCCCGACCGUACCAUCAACUCCGGCAAGGUUGACAUUGGCGCCUUCAGAACCUACCCAGCCGACUACAAGCCCAGCGGCGGCGUCACCUCGGACGGCUUUCAAGCAGUACCCCUCGCCAAGGCCGCAGAAUUCGGUGCCCAUGCAAGCCGAUACUACAGUCUAGAAGUCUCUCACUUCAAGAGCUCUCUCGACUCCCACCUCCUAGAGCUACUCUGGCACAAGUACUGGGUACAGACACUCAGCCAGAACCCGCUCAUUACGAACCGAGACUACGGCAACAAGCAGUUGCUAGAUCUGAGUUCCAAGAUCAAGGAGGCGACAACAGGUAUCACGCGAAACCGAGCUGGCCAGGGUAUGAUGAUGGGAACGAGCACCAAGAGCUCCGACAAGGCAGUGGACAAGCUAGCUAAGGAAGCGAAUCUGAUUGCAUCUAAAGAGCGAUCAGGUCUUAUUGCGAACCAAGUCAAGGCCAGCCUUUUCAACGACCUUGGGUCCAAGGCGAAUCCUACGUCGGAAUGA